Molecule: messenger RNA, 2035 nt
Organism: Physella acuta
Lineage: Eukaryota; Metazoa; Mollusca; Gastropoda; Physidae
Product: glucose-induced degradation protein 4 homolog
Biological process (GO): protein targeting to vacuole; protein catabolic process in the vacuole; negative regulation of gluconeogenesis
Cellular component (GO): GID complex
Source: RefSeq, a predicted model, not a curated record
ACAUCAACAAUAUUCUACAUUGUACUUGUAGACUAGUGUCUAGACUAGGCUCAACUUUACACAUCAAUGUAGAUCCAGAUCUACUAGAUCUAGACUAUAUUCAAUAGCAUAAUCGCAAAAACUAGGUGUGUAAACGGUAACACCUUUGAAACUGCGUUGAUUCCUAUAACUACAACAGACUACGCAGUUUACUAAAGACGAAAGUUUAUUUUACUUUUGGAACUAGGGGCUACAUCAUUAAAAUUAAAUUUUUAGGCCUAAAAAAGUAACAUUGGAAAAGUAAUUUUAAUAAAUAUUAUAUUAAAUAUGGAUGUCCAAGAUAUUCAAAUGCAACAAAUCAGGGAAAUUAUGAACCAACGAAACCACCAUGAAGGACUAAUGAUUGGCCUUUUUAAUAAUGACAUGAAUGAUAUAUCUGAUUCGGAACUUGAUCCACCUACUCCAGCAUAUUCCAGUUUGAUGGGUAUCCCAACUUCAUUGUUGUACAAUGGCUCACGAUUUCAAGGACAUCAAAAGAGUAAAGGGAAUCGAUAUGAUGUGGAAGUUGUUUUACAGCAUGUUGAUGUGGAAAAAGCUUUUUUAUGUGGGUAUUUAAAAAUUAAAGGUCUUACAGAUGAAUACCCUACACUGACCACUUAUUUUGAUGGUGAAAUUAUCAGCAGUCGUCAUCCUUUUUUAACACGCAAAUGGGAUGCUGAUGAAGAUGUAGACAGAAAACACUGGGGCAAGUUUGCAUCUUUUCACAACUGUGCAAAAAAUUUCAAUUCUGACAACUUUGAUUAUGAUGCAUUGAAAGCUUCUGAUUAUGUGUAUAUGAGGUGGAAGGAACACUUUCUUGUACCUGAUCAUACAAUUAAAGACAUCAAUGGAGCAUCCUUUGCCGGCUUUUAUUACAUCUGCUUCCAAAAGUCAACAGCUACAAUAGAAGGCUACUACUAUCAUAGAAGCUCUGAAUGGUUUCAGUCUUUAAAUCUUCAGCACGUACAGGAAAGAAAUACAGGAGUGUAUGAAUUCAGAUGAUUUACUGAAGAUAAUAGAGUUGUUCAUGAUGGUACAAAUAUUCUUCCCAUUACAGAUGUGGAUAUUUUUCUUGAAUAAAAAAGUAUUUCUCCUUUGCAAGUGGACAUUAUAAGGAUUGAGAAUAUUAUUCACAUUUGUCAUGCCAACAUCUUAAUACCCUGCUAGUGAUUAACUUCCAAAAGUUCAGUCAUGCCUUUUAUGUUGCAUGAUACUGAGACACCCACUUCUAUAUGAAGAUUUAUAAAAGCCAAAUUGUAAUAUCUAAUACAUACAUUUAUUUCUGUUAUUUAUUUAACCUAUCAAGUUCUGUAUUUGCUUGUUUAUGAGCUGCAUUUUGGGAGAUCAGUUAAUUUUUGUUAAAGCAAAAUUUAACAUAAUCUAAAGGUUGAUGUAAAUGUUGCUUUAAGAACUAAUUAAUAAGUAAAUGUAAAAAAUUAUCGUAAGUACUUAACCAUACUUUCGCAGUACCAGUAUCAUUUUAAACAGUAAGACAAGCAAAUACGUUUGUUAACAAUAUUUAUUUAAAUUUAAAAAAAUAUUUUGUUCAAAUUGUUAUCAGGCAAAAAAGCCUUUGUAAAUUACUAAUUGGAAAAUAUUUAGGUUCAAGAUACUUAUGUAUAAAAACCAUAAAAGUUGUCUGUGAUUUUUUUAAACCUUUUUUUAUACAGAUUUUAUGGUCUGAAUAUAAAUUUUUCAUGAUACUCAGUAACCAGAGCAAGUGAAAAAAAUGUUAAAUGUUAUGUUAAGUAUAGUAGGUUAUAUUUAAAUAAGGUGCUACUACUUUCUGUUAAUGUUUUCAUGGUCAGUUCAUUUUCAUGAAUUUAAUAAUUAACAGCAGUCUAAUUAACACGGAAAAUUUGAGUCUACAUUUUUGUUAGAAAAAUAUUUAUUAAUAGUGUAUAUUUAUUGGAUAAUGUUAGUAUUUGAAUAAGGCAUAGUUUCUACUAUAAAACUGUAACAGAUGCUACAUUGUAAAAAUCAAUAAAAAUUCUAUGUGUAUCAACAUGCUUAAUUU